CUAAAGUUGUUGUUGUACACAUUUCAGUUCUAUUCGUAGUAGCAUAUACCGACAACACUAAGAAGAGACCAUGGAAAUUAGGAUUGGAAGCUAAACCGUAGGAAAAAAUGAGUAAAUACAGAGUUGAAAUUCAGCAAAUGAUGUUUAUUUUGGGAGAGGUGCAGGAUCCUCUCCCAGAGACUAUCCAAUUAGUGGAAGAAUUAAUUCGAGGACAAGUCAUGGAAAUGUUGAUUCAAGCAAAUGAACUAGCUAUACGAAGGGGCUCAAAAUCCAUCAACGUUGAAGACUUAUUCUUUUUAAUUCGGCACGAUCGUGCUAAAGUUAAUCGACUCAAGACAUACUUAUCGUGGAAAGAAGUCCGAAAAAAGGCUAAAGAACAGGAUGCAAAUGCCGCCGAUACAAAGGAUCUCUUUGAAGAGGUAGAAUCCAAAACAAAGACGAUGACUGCUCCCGUGGCGAUGCCCUGGGAAGUGAAAAAUAUGUUUUCUGAACCGAUACCGGAAACUGAAGAAUUCGAAGGCGAUGAUGACAUGAUGGAGAUGGCAUAUGCGACAAGAGAAAGGCUAAAAUUAGCUGAUGAGAGGACAAAAAAAAUGACAAGAGAGGAAUAUGUUCACUGGAGUGAAUGUCGUCAAGCUAGUUUUACCUACCGAAAAGGAAAGCGCUUCCGCGAGUGGUGCGGUAUGUCUGUGUUAACAGAAACUCGACCAGAUAACGACAUAGUUGAUAUUUUAGGAUUUUUGACAUUUGAGAUCGUUGCGACCUUAACGGAAGAGGCUUUGGCAGUCAAAGAAAGGAUGGAUCAAAUACAAGAUAAUACAAGACAUGGGAGUUAUCAUGUUCCAAAUCAUCCAAAGGAACGCUACUUGUUUGAUGGGCUUACUGAAGGUAGGACUCCUUUGCAAAUAUUUCACGUCUUGGAAGCUUUCCGACGACUACAAGUACCCAACAAAAAACAUACUUCUAUGAGAAGCUUUAACGGAGGAUUAGUGAAGUCAAGAGUUUAUCUAAUUUAAUUAUCUUAUAUCUUGUUACGAUUCAUACGAAAAUUAACGGGAACAGCUGAAGGCCAUUCCCAUGUACUACUAAUGCUCAUGACCCUAAGAAUAGUGAAACCAUCAAAAGGAUGAUGACUUUCCUUUAAUUCAAUGGAAUGUCCUUUUACGUUUACUAUUUCUUUUUCUUGUUUCUUCAAAAUCGCAAUAGCAAUCUAAUGAGAUUUCGUAUCCAUGCUAAAACUAUGCCUAAGACGUUCCUAAACUAGGGUUCUACUAAUUGAUGAGCGAAGAGUACACUGUCAAUUUACAAACCAUGCUUGUAUCGUAUUUUCAUAGCUCAGCUAGUUGCUCCAACGCAGGUUUUGUUUUAUUC
Messenger RNA from Schizosaccharomyces octosporus yFS286, 1371 nucleotides. RefSeq names its product SAGA complex subunit Spt3. The transcript has a single exon. Gene Ontology annotation, biological process: transcription by RNA polymerase II. The record is from RefSeq and is a predicted model, not a curated record. Gene Ontology annotation, cellular component: SAGA complex. Lineage: Eukaryota; Fungi; Ascomycota; Schizosaccharomycetes; Schizosaccharomycetales; Schizosaccharomycetaceae. Gene Ontology annotation, molecular function: protein heterodimerization activity; transcription coregulator activity. Bases 108 to 1016 code for a protein of 302 amino acids.